AUGAAGGCGUCUUCAUUACCUAGAUUUGCCACGCCGAGAAAGUGGCUCCAGCACAUGUUGGAGACCCAUGGCUCAGAGUGGCAUCGCGUGGUGCAUGCGCCCUCGCAAUGGAUCUGCCCUCUGUGCCACGACACCACUAUCAAGUAUCCCAGCCCGGAUGAUCUCAAGAAACAUCUUGACAACGAUCAUGACAAGGCGGCGUUUACAGAUCCACAGAAAUGGCGCAUUGUGCGACAGAGUCAGGCGUCAUACCUGCGGCCGCGGAACGAGUGCCCCAUUUGUGGUUUAUCGAUUCAGGACCAGGAGGAUUCUCUCCAGAAUACGAGAAACGACAACGACAAGAAUAAGAGAAAUGCCUCAGAUGAUGUUAUCGGAGAGACCGACGAUCAGUUGUCUCGCAUCGCCUCCAGCCAACGGGACCUGUGUGAGAGAACUAACGUCUCUGCGGCGUCUUCACAUGAUGGAGAAGAAUUCGGUGAAGCCCGUGACCUGCAAGACCCUCAAGACGUGGUUCCAGAUCACGAUGAGGUUAUCACCUGGGAUCAUAUCCGCGGCGGGGAAGAUGACACGAUUGAUAGCUUCCUACAUCAGGCCGUGGAGCAUGGCGCGUUCCAGUCCCGCUGGAGCCAAAACACAGUUACAGACACUCUCCAUACUAACAUCAACGUGGAGAAAAAGCCAGAGGAGCAGCCCGAGUUGACUUCACAAAGGGCCGAGCAGACCUUGGGAUGGUUCUCGGCCAACACAGCAGCGAAUCUGUGGAAGCCAUUCCGAAAUGAAGUCGACGAGCUUGUAGGGGAAGAUGAGAGACUACUCCGAAUAGGGGGCAGCCUCCUCAACUACGACGUCCAACGUGACAUCUGGCAUUUCAAGCACCCUUCUGCGGCAGAAUACCUCAAGACAAAAGGCUGCGAUAUUGGCGAAGCCUUUACUUUUGUCGCCAUGGCUUGCCUGAAGUUUCUCACUACGGACCCCUGUGCGGCGGGCAAGACGAGGUGCGAGUGCGGUGGGAAUGGGGCACCAAGCUUCCAACCGGACACAAAACAGCCGCUUUGCAACUUCAUCAGAGCCUACACACUCGGAUAUGUGCAAAAGAUUGAGAAUAACCCUACCUGUCACGAUGCGAGGUUGACGGUCCUUGAGAAGCGCUUCCUAGGUUCACCACAGUCUAGCAGCCUUGCGUACCAGACUUGGGCCAAAACAUGGGGCGAAACAGCCUUGGAGGAUGGAAACUACCUCAAACCAGUCUCUUCCCCUCUGUUUUGCAUGGCGACCUUUGGACUGCAACGCCUACUUUUGGAUUGGUGGAUGGAUCCUCGGACUGAUCUGAAUCUUUGCAACGACCAAGGAAAUUCGCUUCUUGAUCUGACAGAUAUCUACAGUCAUGAUGCAAUUCGGCGUCUAAUUGUCUCGCGUAAUAUCACCUUGUCGCCUGGCGAAUCUGGUCCUCCUAGCAUGUUUCCUCAAGACAAUUAUGGCUCCCUGGGUCCUGCGCCGGAAAGAUCGUCGCCAAGUGAUAGCUUCACGCCCCGAAGAUCAUGGGCUAGUCAUAGGGCCAGAUCCUCAUUUCGCGGUCGAGGGGCCUCCAGUCGGUCCCGAGGAGGCCAAGAUGGUCUCAGCUUCCUUUUCGUUGUCAACAAACUGCUCAUAUCUGAGCCUGAAGAGGAUUCUUACGGGAGCCUCAUCCCACCCCGCUCGCCCGAAAAAUACUUAGGGGAGAUUCCGAGCACAGUUAUGCGCUACUACGAUGGUGAAGUGUCCGAGGCUGUCGGAUACCAAUGGUAUCGAGACCCUGCCGCUCCUACAGGAUACCUGCUCCGCUACGACGGAGAAAUGAACUGGGUGAUGGACACCUCAUCAAGCUACAGUUGGGUUGCCACUGAGUACGAGAGACGUGCAGUUUUUGCCUGCAACCCUUCGUUGCCUAUCUUGACUAGCAAUCAGGACCCGUUGCUGUAUCCUAGCAAUUGGGAACUCCUGAGUGUCCACCAUCCACGAGAAGUACAAGUUGGUCUGUCUCAGAUUACGACAUCUGACAGCCCCGUGGAAACGGAUGCAGGGGGUCCGUUGCGCUACGUAGCUGGAAAGUCUCCCAGCUGGAUGCCGGCACUGAUCCCUAGCUCAUACUGUAACCCCUAUUCGGAUGCGCCGCACUCUCGUGGUCUGGGAGGCGAGUUGGCCAUAAUCCUAGGUCUCAUGGCACUCACUGAGCGCCCCAAGGGUCCCACGGAAAAUGAGGCGACUGAUAUUUUCUUACAGAAACGAUGCUGGCGCCGCUAUGGGUGGCGGACGAACCAUCAACCCGAGGGGCAUCCGGCUACCGCCCAGGAUGUCCCAAACGGAUUUCUCUGCGCUGUCUUUCUGGACCCCGAGAACCCCCGUUCCACCGAGGAGUCAUUGCACACGUUUGAGUGGCAGACAGCUAUUGUUAGCGGGUGA
Messenger RNA from Fusarium falciforme, 2439 nucleotides. RefSeq lists its product as hypothetical. The coding region runs from base 1 to 2439 and encodes 812 amino acids. The transcript is spliced from 5 exons. NCBI's taxonomy places the organism in Eukaryota, Fungi, Ascomycota, Sordariomycetes, Hypocreales, Nectriaceae. The record is from RefSeq and is a predicted model, not a curated record.